Anolis sagrei ordinatus is the source of this 729-nucleotide messenger RNA. It is a transcript of the gene HIKESHI, whose product is annotated as heat shock protein nuclear import factor hikeshi. The record is from RefSeq and is a predicted model, not a curated record. Gene Ontology annotation, cellular component: nucleus; cytosol. Lineage: Eukaryota; Metazoa; Chordata; Lepidosauria; Squamata; Anolidae. Gene Ontology annotation, biological process: protein import into nucleus. Gene Ontology annotation, molecular function: Hsp70 protein binding; nuclear import signal receptor activity.
CUGACUCCGGAUGUACUUCCAAGGGGGUGGGGAAGCGGGUUUCUAGCAAAGAGGGUCCAACUCAGUCAGAGGAAGGCUGAGGUUUGGUCGCACUUGCUCCUUCCACUAUGUUUGGCUGCUUAGUCGCAGGGAGGCUGGUGCAGACCGUGGCACAACAGGUGGCGGAAGACAAGUUUGUGUUCGACUUGCCCGACUACGAAAACAUCAACCAUGUCGUGGUCUUCAUGCUGGGCACCAUCCCCUUCCCGGAGCGCAUGGGCGGCUCUGUAUACUUCUGCUACCCCAAUGAGAAUGGGUUGGCGGUGUGGCAGCUGCUGGGGUUUCUGACCAAUGACAAGCCAAGCGCCAUCUUCAAAAUUUCCGGCCUGAAAACAGGGAAGGGCAGCCAACAUCCUUUCGGCGCCAUGAACAUCCCCCAAAUGCCUUCUGUAGCCCAGAUUGGGAUUUCCGUGGAGCUGCUGGAACUGUUGGCUCAGCAAACUCCUGUAGCAAGUGCCGCUGCAUCAUCGGUCAAUUCAUUCACGGAGUUUACUCAAAAGAUGCUAGACAAUUUUUAUAACUUUGCUUCAUCCUUUACUGUCACUCAAGCCCAAAUGGUACCCAACCCAUCUGAAGCUUUCAUUCCUGCAAACGUAGUCCUGAAAUGGUAUGAGAAUUUCCAAAGACGACUGACUCAGAAUCCUUUAUUCUGGAAAUGAUAUUGUCUAAUAAAUUUUAGUUUCUUUUCCA